UGACUAUUUUGUCUUCAACUGUAAUUUGCUGGAAAUAAGUGGAUCACAGAAAAAGUUCUGGAGUUUUGUGAUAUGUAUAUGUACAAGUGGAGGGUAAUUUGACUUUAUACUGAUUAAUUUCAUUGGAAAUGCUUAAAGUGAUAUUACUUGGAUAUGUAAGGUGCUAUAAUUUUCUGGUUAUAGGGAUGUUGGAGAAAGAACAAAGCAGAAGGAGUAGGGUUUGAUUUCUGGCAUUGCCAACCCUUAAACUGGAAUUUGGUUUUAGAGGGGAUAAGUUCCUUAUGGUCUUCAAAACCAUGGAUUCACAGUGAGGCUGUAACUCACUGUUUUGGUAAUGGUGGUUGAGAUUUGAGAGUAGUUCAAUUGUGUAGGUGAAGAAAGGAGAUAAAAUGGCUAUAAGCAACUGGUUUGAGCAUUGUUAAAGAGCCUUGGAUCUGGAUCCAAUGGAGAUGGGUAUGAAUGUGUCAGUACUUUGGCGAAGGAUGAUUGACAUUUAGAAAGUGGGAGUAUUCAACUGUGUAGGUACCGAGGGUGGUAAAUAUGGCUGCAAAGCUUUUACAGUCACUGACAGAUGAUCACCCAGAUUUGCAAAAACAAAUAGGAUGCAUGACUGGGAUCUUUCAGCUCUUUGAUCGUCACCAGAUUGUCACAGGUAGGCACAUCGCUGGCUACAACCCCAAGAGAUUCCCUCCUGGUAGUUCCCACUUCAAUAAUGCCAAUCUUGACACAGAGUCCAAUUAUCUAUAUCGCCGAUCUGCUGGAUUGGAAAAACAUACAAACAAGAAUGUUCAAGAGAGACAUAGAGUCUCCACAGAAUCAUCCAGAGCCUCUUUCUCGUCGUCCUCUCGUUCAUCUUCCUUCUCUUCUCUUGAUUGCAACAAAACAACUCAACCAGAACCCUCGUCCUUCGACCGAAUCAUUUUUCCUGAAACUCCUUCAAGGGACCCCGUAAUGGGCCAAUCAAGCAGAUCCCCACAGUUUGGGCGGCAAACCCUAGAUCUUCGGGAUGUGGUCAGGGAUGCUAUGUAUAGAGACGUGCAGGGAUUGUGUGUAAAAACUACAACCAAAGAGAAAGCAACAGACCGUGUGGUGAAGCAAAGAGACUCCCCAAGGCCUCCGCAGCUGACCAAAUCCAAUGAUAAAUCUCACAAAUUGGGCCUUAAUGGGAAGCAAAAUAUGCCUGCUGAUCUCAAGGAGUCCGUCAGAGUUCUUGCUAAACUGCGAGAGGCACCUUGGUAUUUCAAUGAAGCUAAGGGACUUUCUAGAUCAUCAUCUUAUGGUUCAAAAGAUGGAUCUUUGUUUUCAGUUCCAAAGGAUGCUCCUCGGUUCUCUUAUGAUGGGAGGGAAUCGAAUUGUUCAUCUUUUGAAUCACGGGACGGAUACAAAUCUACUCUAAAGCUUAAAGAGCUACCAAGACUUUCUUUGGACAGUAGACAGAAUUCAAUGAGGAGUUGUAAUUCGGAAUCAAAAUCUAGCUUUCUUUCGAGAAAUUCAGAGGAAGGCAAUUCUAGUGGCAAGGUUCCAAGUUCACAGCAAACAUCAGGAACUCAGGCACGACCUCCCAGUGUUGUAGCAAAGUUAAUGGGCUUGGCAGCACUGCCAGAGUCUGCCUCAACCACCGACAGUAAGAUUGGUUCAACAAAAACUUGCCCAUUGGAGCAUUCUGAUCACUACCCAAUGUCUUCAAAAACAAGUGAUCCGUGCAGACCAAUCCAAAUAUCUGCUUCCUCGAAGAACCUGUGGAAGGAACCAACUUCUCCUCGUUGGAAAAAUCCUGAUUCUGUCCUGAAACCCAUGUCAAGAUUCCCAAUUGAACCAGCACCAUGGAGGCAGCUUGAUGGGACUCGGGGUCCUCCAAAGCCAGCUUCCAGACAUCUGAAAGCUCCAGCAAGGGCACCUAACCCUUUCCCUUCUGUUUACAGUGAGAUUGAGAAUAGAUUAAAAGAUCUUGAAUUCACACAAUCUGGCAAGGAUCUCAGAGCUCUUAAACAGAUACUUGAAGCAAUGCAGGCAAAGGGACUCCUGGAUACCAGAAAAGGAGGACAAGAUUCAAACUUCUCAACUCAAAAAGACCAUGACCUGAAAUAUACAAGUCCCUUCCAGAAUGCAGUAUCAAUAAGCCAACGAAGGCCACAAAGUGAUAAUGCCUUUACUUUCACAAAGAGGGGACCCAAUUCCUUGAGGGCUUUUGAAUCCCCAAUUGUGAUCAUGAAACCAGCAAAACUUGCUGAAAAAUCCGGUACUCAUGCUUCUUCAGCAAUUCCACUUGAAGGCUCAUCCAGCAUCCCUAGACUUCAGAGUGGAGAUGUCAAUGACAGAAAAGUUUCAACUAAUAGCAGGAUGAGCAAAGGUGAAACUCCUAAAAAUAGCCGCAGAGUCCAUACUUUCAAUUCCAUCGACAUAAAAACCAGCAGCAGACCUGUAAAGUCUGCACAAACUUCAACAAGGCCCCAACCGUUGCCAAAAGAAAGGGCCACAGGUUCUAUAAAGAGCUCUGGAUCCAUCAGCCCAAGGAUGCAACAGAAGAAACUCGACUUGGAGAGGCAAUCUCGCCCACCCACGCCUCCCUCUGAUUCUAACAAGUCAAGAAGGCAGACAAACAGGCAGCAACACGAAUCAAGUUCCGGUAGGAGCAGGCCAAAAUCUUCGAACUUUCAGCAAAGCGACGGCCAAUUAAGUGAGAUCUGUAAUGAAAUGAGGAAUGUGAAUUACCAAGAUCAUGACAUUACACUGCUAUCCGAUGGCAAUAUUGUCCCAGACUUAAAGGUAGAAGUCACCAGUUUCAACAGAUCUGCUGAGAUCAAUGGCAGUCAGAGCCCAUCCACAAAAGCUGUAGAGUAUUCUAUCCCUUGCAUGGUACAAAAGAAGCCAACUCCGAUGCUAGGUGAUGAGUCAUUGCUGUAUCUGACUACAGUUGGCCCUGAUUAUCCCAGCCCCGUCUCUGUUCUGGAUAAUCCGGUCUGUAUAGAUGAUGCGCUAUCACCCUUGAAAGAGCCACAAAUGCCCCCCAAAGAUAACGGAACUCAAAAUUCUGAUGACCAGUCUACGAAGGAGCAACUGAAGCCAUCAGAUGGUCUCAUAUUUGACACCUUGGGAUCUAGUCUAACAUCUGAGAUUAGUCGCAAGAAAUUACAGAACAUUGAGCAUUUGGUUCAGAAGCUUAGAAGACUGAACUCUAGCCAUGAUGAAGCCCGAACAGAUUACAUUGCAUCACUCUGUGAGAAUACAGAUCCAGACCACAGAUACAUUUCUGAGAUACUAUUAGCUUCAGGUCUCCUCCUCAGAGACCUCGGCUCAGACCUGACAAAUGUCCAGUUCCACCGGUCAGGCCACCCAAUAAACCCUGAGUUAUUUUUGGUGUUGGAACAAACCAAGGCAAGCACUUUACCAAAGAAGGAAUAUGUCACAGAAAAGGAAGUCCAAUCCAAACCUGACGACGAAAGAAUUCAUCGGAAGAUCAUUUUUGACGCUGUUAACGAGAUCCUCGUAAGAAAGUUGGCUUUAGUCGGACCUCCUGACCCAUUGUUAAGCCCUGGUAAACUAGCUAGGAAGAACCCGAAUGCAAAAAAGCUUCUGAGAGAAUUGUGUUUGGAGAUUGAACAGCUUCAAGCUAAGAAAACAGAACGCAGCUUGGAGGAAGAGGAUGAUAGUUUGAAAAGCAUCUUGUGGGAGGAUGUGAUGCUUAGAUCAGAGAGUUGGACGGAUGUCCAUGGCGAGAUUUCAUGGUUGGUGUUGGAUGUUGAGCGCUCGAUCUUUAAAGAUUUAGUCGAUGAGAUUGUGAUUGGUGGGGCAGCUGGUUCGCGAGCCAAGCCAAGUAAGCAAUGCAGGCAGCUGUUUACAAAGUAGUGUAUUUCUCCUUGUUCUAAGUUUUCUCUUUGUUUACCUCGUGGCCUUUCCUUUUGUUUUCUGUGAUUGAUUUUUUUCAUUAUUGUGUAAGAGAAUUAUAUUUCAUGUUAAGUGGGGUUGUUCAUUGGGUUGUAAAGAGAAUCCAUUUCCAAGUGUAUUGCAACAAACUUAUCCAUACAAAUAUAUUAAAUUCAUUUUGAGUAUAGAAAAG
Molecule: messenger RNA, 4057 nt
Organism: Ilex paraguariensis (yerba mate)
Lineage: Eukaryota; Viridiplantae; Streptophyta; Magnoliopsida; Aquifoliales; Aquifoliaceae
Source: the annotation of a GenBank genome assembly